This is a messenger RNA of Gongylonema pulchrum, 645 nucleotides long. Lineage: Eukaryota; Metazoa; Nematoda; Chromadorea; Rhabditida; Gongylonematidae. The record is from the annotation of a GenBank genome assembly.
GUGCGAUUGAGUGUUUUGCAAUGCUUCAAAGAUGGUGAUGCUCAUCUGCUGUCACAUUUGGCGCAGGCCGAUAUGCUUCAGCUGAUCUUCAUGACGUUGCAUGACGAGAAGCUGGAAAUGCAGGAGCGCUCGGUUGCACUACUUGGAAAAUUGGGCAAUUUAAAUCCCGCAUACGUUCUGCCAAAAAAAAAUUACAGGCUGGAAGAACACAGUGCUCGUCUAAUUGCUCAAGUUGCAAAGCAAUCACCGAAAUUUAUUAAGCCAUAUAUGAGCCCGAUAUUGGCUGCACUGGUGCCAAUGCUUCGCACCAAAACCAAUCAUGUUGAUGUGAUCGUGCAGGUUCUGAAUGCGAUCAGUGAAUUAGCAGUUGCGGGCGGUCCCGAAUUGGUAUUCUCAGUGGAAACACUGUUCCCGUCGUUGGUGCAGUUUCUACAGGAUUCAAGCAGCUUGAGUCGCCGAGAAAAUACUGCGUAUGUUGUUGAUCCGUACAAAGAUUAUCCGGAGUUGCUGGAUGUGUUACUGAGACUGCUACGCACCGAAAUGAGUGCUUCAAUGCGCCGAAUGACCAUGCGGGUAAGUAAGGCAGAACAAUCGUUUGCAAAAAUUGCAAGAGAUUGCUAUUUCCUUAUAAGUGUUAAAGUUUAA